CAACUGCUCUCUCACUGACUUUACUGCACAAAUGUAAGCAGGAGCUGUCGGAAAGCACCCUUCCGCACGACACAAGUCAUACAGUCUUAGCAAGCUUGACCUAGUGCGAGGCAGUUGCUCGGAGUUGAGAUAUUUUUGCCAAAUAAACAUUUAACUCACGUUUGGAGGUGCUUCUAUUUACCGGUACCUUGUCUGCCAACCGCCUGCGUGCUGCUCGGUUUGGUCCCAUUCUGCAAGGCCUAGAGCUUGUGUGGCCAUUACUUAUAACAUACAACAUUGUAAGCCAUCUAGUUCCAAGUUAUGCACUCCUUACUCUGCAACUUUAGGCGACCAUGCUACCUGAGAAGGAGAGCAUGGCCUGUUACCUAGCAAACAUAUAGUACGAUAUGCAUCUUAUGGAAGCCAGUCCAGACGCGCCUGCGUUAUAGCCUGCCACAUCUUCUCGGCCACCUGCCAUCCUUUGCUCUGCGGGAGCCUCUGCCUCCAUAACGGCCCAGCUUGCGGCAAGGCGCGUCCCUGCAUAGAAGGAGGCAUCCAACAAGCCAGCUACCAGCAACACCUUGAGGAUCCAAACCGGCGGUCCAGGGACUGCCCCGAGGGUCGUUUUCCACUCCACUGCACUCCAAGUCAGCGCCGCACGCUAAACCAGCACUCCCCGCAGCCCUUCUCUUCUUCAGCCCGUCCCCACCAUGAUAAGGUCCUGCGAGGCACCUCAUCAGGGUCUCCCCAGCAGCCAAGGUCACCACCAUCACCACCACCAUCACCAUGACUGCCACCAUCCGGAUCCACAGCAGCAGCAGCAGCAAGGACAGCUGCAGCUGCUGCAGGGUAUGGAGCCGCAAUCGGCACAGGAGCUGCUGCACCACCGGGCUCGACGCAAGCGGCUGCUUGAGCUGAUGGGCUUCCGAGCCAAGCUGGAAAUGCCGGAUGAGGAGCCUAUAUUCAUAAAGAAGCUGGAGGAGGAGGACAUGCAGAACGCCGUCCCAGGUCGCUCGCGCGCCUGGAUCGGCAGCCGCACGCAGCUGGACCGGCACCUGGACCGGGGCGGUGUGAGGAGCAAGGGCGGCUACUGUCUGCUGCCGUUACAGGUUUUCUUUCAAACGGACGAGGAGGUCCGUGCGGAGGUGCUGUACACGGAAGACCUGAAGGACCCCACCAACAGCCAAGGUUUCUUCUUCGUCGAUCGUUUCCUCCAGCCGCUGCGUCAGCGGCUGAGGUUGCGUGAUGAGCUGCUUUGCUUCCCCACGCACAGCAGGAACACCUUUCAGGUGGUGGUGCUGCCUGACGUCUGCGGGGAGUGCCUGAAGCCCAUUGGGGACCAACUCGAGGACAUUGUCAUCUGCAGCAAGUGCCUUGACUUUGUGGACUUGACAUGCUCCGGACUGCCCGACAUUCCGGAAGAGGAGGAUUGGCUGUGUCGCCACUGCCGGGUCCAGGAGGACCAGGAGGUGCUCGAAGAGGAGGUGCUCGAAGCGGCUCCGGAGGCCGGAGGUACGGAGGAGCAGGAGGCCGCAGCAGGACAGCUAGGCGCCGGCACCGUGCUCCGCGCAGAGGUAACCCGGGCCACGGCCGAAAUGGCGGGAACAGGGAGCAUUUCUUUCUCUGCUGCGACCAUCACCGCCCUGCGGCAUCUUCAGCUGCUGCAGACGCAGGACCAGCAGCCGCCGCAGCAGCCGUUGGUCGCGGAGGCUGGUAUUAACAGGCAUGCCGCCCCUGCAACGAGUAACCCGGCGACGGUAGGGGCGGAGCCGACGCUAGGCCCUGGGGUUGCCGCAGCGCCGCCGCCACCGCCGCUACUUGGCGGCAACGGGGCGACAGUCAGCGCUGCCGCCGAUCCGCUGCGGUUGCGGUCGUCAGCAGUGGCUGAUCUAUCAGGACUGGCCUCAAUGAUACCGAUCACCAGUACCCUACCGCAACGGCAACCGCAGCCAGCACUGCCAUCGCAGCAACAGCAGCAACUGCCGCUGGCAUUGUUACCGACAGAGAUGCAGCCGGCAGCCAACAUGCCGGCGCUCGGUGCCACGCUCGGCGGUGUUGAAGCCGUACGGACUAACCGCAGCGCCAGGGCGGGUGUAGGCAGGCCGGUGGCGGCAGAGGUGGCAGGUGCUGAGGACGGCAGCGAAUAUGAAGCCUCGUCUGCAAGCUCUUCGGAUGCGGAAGACAGCGAGGGCGUUGGGGGUGGCCGGGGGCGGGGGCGUGGACGUGGACGGGGCGGGAGGGCCGGCGGAGGCGCAGGCAGGGACCGAGGGCGGGGCCGCGGCCGCGGCGGACGACCCAAGGGUCGCGGCAGGGGUCGCGGCAGGGCAUCUGCUGCCGCGGGACGCGGGGACGCCGAUACUGAUGCCGCUAUUGACGCACUGCUUGAUGGUGGGGCUGCUGCUGGGGGGUUCGGUGGGGCCCUGGCUUCCGUUGCGCCCCACGGUUCCUUUGCGGCGGCUGAGGGACAUGAGGUUCUUCUUCUGGGCAUGGAUGCAGGCUACGGAGGUGCCAGCGCAGCCGCCGCCCUGCUCCCAACGCAUCACACCCAUCCCCACGACCACCGCCACCAGCAGCAGCAGCAGCAGCUCUACCCGCAGGAGCAGCAGCAGCCAGAUCUGCGGGACCUGGGCCUCCUGCAUCAGCAGCAACACCACCCGCAAUACCUUGACCACCCACUGCUCAUGCAAGACCAGCUCCAGCAGCAACAGGGACAGCAACAGGGACAGCAGGGGCAACCGCUAGGAUUGCAUGAGGACCUACAUGCGGAUCCCCAGUUCACUGCAGCAGCCCCGUCCGGCCGUGGCGGCGGCGGCAGACGCGGUCGUGGCGGCCGUGCUGCUGCCGCUGCCGCUGCUGCUGGACGCCAGACGCAGCCGCGGGGCCGAGGGCAGGGGAUACGCAUGGGGCCGGAAGACGGCGAUAGUGAAGCCGAGGAGCUGCCGGGACAGCAGCUCUCGCAGGACUUCACUAGCGAUGUCGGCUUGGCGCCCCGCCGGCAGGCUGCGCGGGACGAGACUGCCGCAACAGCCGCAGCGGUGGCGGCAGCGACCCGAUGUCUGGGCGCUGCAGCUGCUUCCCCUGGCACACGCAUUGAGGUGGCCGCUGCCGCUGCUGCGAUGGCUACUGCGAACAGGUGGCUGGACGCUGCGACCGCCAGCGGCGCUGCUAGCGGGGCCGCGGCGGCGUCUGAGCACACCGCCGCCGCUGCUUCUGCGCCCGGAGUCGAUGAGGGUGAGACCACUCUGGAGAGCUUUGCUACUGCUGCUGCGGCGGCGGUGGCGGCGGCAGCGAUGGCAGCACAAGCCCCGGAACCACAGCCGGCAGCAGGCGCGCUAGCCGUACCGCCGCCACCGGCGGCAGCAGCAACAGCAACGGCGGCGGCAGCAACGGCGGCAGCAGCAGCAGCGGCUCGGCCUGUUCCAGUUGCUGCGGCUGCCGACCCUUCUGCUGCUUCUGCUGCUGCUCCUUCUGCUUCUCCUUCUGCUGCUCCUGCCGCGUCUGGUCACAGGAUGAUCAAGCUCAAGAGGAACGCAACAGCAGCACCCAACGCUGCAGGCGUUGCGAAUUCGAGUGCUGCCGUGGCACGUGGUGAUGCAGACACCGCGGGGGCUGCUAGGACUGCCGAGGCAGCAACAAGCCGUGGAGCUGGGCCGGAGGGGGGCACGGCGGUGGGAGCGCAGGCUGCUGCUCCGGACACAGCAGCCGACAGCGGGCAGGACAGGCUGGCAGGCGAGCAUGAAGCCGCAGGUACUGCUCCGGGAGCGGAUGCAGCAGCGGAGGUGGAACAAGGAGGAACGCGAGGUGAAGCAGAGCGCCGCGGCGGUGUAGCAGGCCAUGGUACUGCUACUACAACGACCGCUAUCGCUUCAGCUGCUGCUACCGCUCCAGCUCCUGCUGCUGCUGCUGCUGCUGCGGUUCCGGCUCCUGCUCUUGGUGGCCUGCCUGGGGGUGCAGGGGACGGGGUGGCAGCUGCCGUCGGAGGCAGUGCUCCAGACUCCACACGCUCCCCUUCGCCGCCGCCACCCCCGCCGCCGCCACCACCUGCGGCGCCGCCACCGCCACCGCCACCCCCGCCGCCGCCGCCGCCGCCGGCACCAGCACCGGCGGAAGGACAGCAGACGCAAGUACCGUCUUCAGCAGCAGCAGCAGGGGCACCAGCAGCAGCAGCCCCAGCAGCAGCAGCAGGGGUACCAGUUUCCGGCCCCACGGCUGCGGCCUCAGGACGGCUGGGUGGUACGGCAGCAGGUGGCCGGCCGGCACGACCAGACCUGCCGCACUUUCCCCGGACUGCUCGCUUGCCUGCCCCGGUCCUGGCACUCCUGAAGUCCAGCGGCCCUGAAGCUCCCCCUGGUGCAGCUGCUGGUGUUGGUGCUUCUGCUGGUGUUGGUGCUUCUGCUGGUGUUGGUGUUGCAGCUGGUGUUGCAGCUGGUGCUGCAGGUGACAGCGGCGGCGGGUCGACUGGCAGUGGUAGGACCGCUACCGCUGUCGUCGGCAGGCCGGGAACGGUGGUUGCGCCAGGGCGUGAUGGUGAUGGUGGUGUUCUUCCUGCGGCAGCGGUGCCAGACCCCAGUAGCUUGACGGCAGCACCGGCUCCUGCCUCUGCUGGUGUUGCUCCGGUGCCGCCCGCACUAGAGCGCCGAGAACAGCAACAGCAGCAGCAGCAACAGCAACAGGGAGCCAUUGCAAGCCAGCAGGCAGGGCAGCAAGGGGCUCCCGACAGCACCGCAGCAGCAGGCGGGGCAUCCGCACCUGCAGCAGCGCAGGAGGCUAAUAGGGUUGGUGCGACUGCUGCUGCUGCCGCUCCUGCUGCUACUGCUACUGCUGCCGCCGCUGCUGCUGCUGCUGACGGUCCACCAGCGGAUGCGGUGACGGCGGCCGCUGGGGCGCCGGAUGCGGCAGGCCCUUCCACAACCAACCAGGCCGCUAGAGCUACGGCUGAAGGGCCGCCGGUGCAGCCGCAGGCUCCGUUGGAGGAACAGCAGCAAGUGGAGGAGGAAGAACAGCAGCAGCAACAACAACAGCCGCAAGUAGGGCAGCAACAACAAAUACAAGGAGUACAGGCAAAAGGGGGCCGGGGUCGGAAAGGGCGAGGACGAGGACGGGGUCCUGCUUCCGCGGCAGCGGCGGCCGGAAGGACAGCAGCUGUUCGUGCUGCGGAGGAGGAGACAGCAGCUGCAUUACCGGCGACAGUGUCGAUCAGGGGCGGUCGUGGAGUGGCGGGGGGCCGCCAAAGGUCCACGGCUCGCCCUGGUAAAGCGGCACCGUCGCUUGAGCUGCAACCAAGUCCAGAGCCUGACCCGGUUGUGGAUGUGCUGGAUACCUCGUCUUCUUCCCCUUCCUCCUCCUCCUCUCCUCCUCCGCGUGGUGGUCAUUCGAAGCGCGGCGGGCGCCAGAGGAGCAGCAGCGAGGAAGGAAGCAGCAGUAGCAGCGAGGAAGGAGGUAGCAGCAGUAGCAGCAGUAGUGACGAUGAGGCGAUUGGCAGCUACGAGCAGCGCAAGCAGCAGCAGCAGCAGGUGCGGCAGCAGACCGGGGGGCCGCGGCAGCAGCAGGUGCGGCAGCUGCGAUCUGCCUUGGAAGGUCAGGAAGCGGAUCAACAUGCACCUCAACAUCCCUCACCGCCCAAGCGCCGUGGAAGGCUUCCGAAGACGAAGCAGCCGAACAAUUUUGCUGCUGCCGCUGCUGCCGCUGCUGACACCGCCGCUGCUGCCACUGCCCCCGCCGCUGCUGACGCGGCAUGCAACCCGAACCCACCCGAAACGGCCUGCCCACAGUCGCUGCCGCCGGCGGCGGCUCAACCCAAACGACGCGGGCGGCCGCCAAAGGCGCUGAAAGCAGCCAUGGCCGCUGCGGCCCAGGCUGCGGUUGCAGCAACCUUGGGGCAGUUGCAUGGCAGUGUGGAGACGGCAGGAGCCAUCCAGCAGACCGGCACGCCGCCGGGUAGGGAUAGGGGUGCUGCUGCGGGUGCUGGUGUUGGUGCUGGUGCUGCUGCUGCGGGUGCUGCUGCUGCUUCUGCCGAUAGAGGUGCCAGUGAGAGCGGAGGACUCCCAGCUGCUUCUCCGGCUGUUGUCCUGCCGAUGAAGAGGCCCCGUGGACGUCCUCGUAAGGACCAAGGAACAACCCCUGCAACUGCGGCCGCAACGGCGAAGCGGCAGCGGCGACAAGCGACGCAACCCUCGGGCCCUGCCGCCGCUGCUGCCGCCGCUGCUGGCGCUGCUGACGUUGAAGUGGGCGAUGAUGGCGUGAGAGGUGCUGCCGCUGCUGGGGUCGUCGUCAAGACUGAGGCGGCGGCGGCGGAGGCCGGUGCGGCUGCUGCUGCUGCGGCGGCUAGGGGUGUAGCGGGCGCAGCAGGGCCGGGUGCUGCUGGACAAGUGGAUGCAGUUGUCGCGAGUGCGCAGGAGGAGCGAGAGCAGGAGGAGCGGGAGCCUCAGGCAGACAGAGGCCGCGAGGGCGGCGGUGGCGGUGAACGGGAGGGUGCCCAGGGGACGCAGGACCGGGAGCAGGGUGAGCAGGGUGAGAGGCAGGUACCUAGCCAGGGAAAGAGGGCGGUUUCACAAAAAGGACGCGGCGGUAAGCGGGCGCGCCUUGCGACCACUAUCGAUACCUCAGCUGCAGCAGGGGCGACGGCGGCGGCGGCGGAAGCUGCGCUGCCAACCGCUACGGCCUCCGCUUCCUUGCGAAGCGUCUCUGUUAUUGCGGCGACGGCAGCGGCAGGAGAUACGGCAUCCAGGCAGCCGUCAGCAAACGGCGGUGGCAGCGGAGGCAAGGGCGCAGGUGUGGCUGCAACGCGUGCGGACGCGGGCGGUGAAGCUCUUGGAGCUCCACUUGGCGGCGGAAGGGCUCAGGGUCAGGGUCGCAGCCAACGUAUUGCACGUGGCAGGGAAGCUGAUGCAGACGCUGCCGAGGAUGAGGACGAGGAUGCGGGUGCCGGUGCCCGCCACCUUGCUGAUGCCAACGGUGCCGACGCGAACGGUGGCGGCGGUGGCGGCGCUGCGGCUGCGAGGCGACCCCCGGGUCGCCCCGCCAAGAAGGGCCGCAUGGAGGUGGCUCAGGGUGAGCAGGCGGCGCCCUCCGGUGCUGCAGUGGUUGCAGCGGGUACAGCGGCGCAAGCAGCGCUACCUCCCGCUGCUGCUGCAGCUGCUGCUACUGCCAGUGCUCCUAAUGCCACUGCUGCGGCGGCCGGGGCGGAAGCUGCAGCGCUUGUUCUCGCUGCGGACGACGCCCCAGUGGAAGCGCGAUUGAGGCAGCUGACGGCCCUGGUUCAGGCAGAGGCGGAGCAUUUGGGGCAGUUGGAGGCGUCAAACGCUGGGGCGCAGUCGCGUGUGAAGGAGCUGGAGGCGCGGAUAGAGCAGGUGCAGGCGGAUGCGGAGAGGAGGCUGGCGGACGCGGAGAAGAGACGUGAGGAGGCGCUGGCGGAUGCGGACAGGAGGCUUGCGGACGCGGAAAAGAGACGUGGGGAGGCGCAGGCGGAUGCGGAGAGGAGGCUUGCGGAGGUGCAAGCGGAGUCUCGGGCACGACUUGCAGAGAUGGAGGCUCGGGUGGCUGGGGCGGAGAAGAAGGUGGCCGAAAGCGACGCCCUGACUCAGGCCAUGACGCUGCUUCUGGAGCGGGAGCGAGAGAACGCUCGGCGGGUCGCCUCCGACCCAACGUUGGCCAUCAUCGACCAGUUCAUAACCCGGGAGCAGCAGCAGCGCAACGCGGCAUGGGCGGCAGCAGCUGCAGGCGCUGCAGCGGCGGCGGCGGCGGCGGCGGGUGCCGGUGGCGCGGCGGGGCCGGCGGCGCCGCGAGGGGCAGCAGGUGGUGGAGGCGCCGCUGGUAACCGCGGUGGGUUAUGAGGGGGUGCAACACACGUGUUGGUUGGAACAGUCGGACACGUGAGUUGACACUCAGCGAGUUGAUAUGAUGGCGGUCGGAUGGGGGUACCGGUGUACGGCUUUGGCGUUGUGAGGCCAGUUAAGGCCUCUGGCUGUGAGGGCUUAUGACUGAUGGGUAAGAGGGCUCGUGGUUGGGAAGGAGGGGGCCACAGAAGUGCAUACAUGCUGUCGUAAAGCGCAGCGGCAGCAGCAGCAGCAACAGCUGCGAGCAACCGGGGCAGAGGCAGGGAUAGCAACAGCAUGACGCAUGAGUUGUGUAGGGGCGCUUGGCGUAAGGCGUUUCACUUGGUCUUCGUGUAAGAUCUGGCUUCCAAGAGCUGCUAGCAUGGGCGGCAUUGUUUUUGCGGUAGCGGGCUAAACGGAAGCUGGUAAUGCUUGAUGUCCGCUUCAGCUUCCAACGAACCUGUCGCAACUAACAAUUUGCAGGUACUUGAUGAGAACAGCAUUAUUGUCCUGACUGACCCUGAAGUUGGCAGGGUCUGUCAUGAACGGCUUGUUGCUUGGGUAUGCGGCUUCGGCAAUGGACACGUCGCGUGUAAGGACAGCCCUUUGUCACGUUGCGUGAGACCAUCUUGACCUCGUACAAAUGUGGACGGUUAAGGGCGGUUUGUGGUUGUUGCUUAGACGUUGUUACUUCCGCAUGUGUUUUGUUCACUCUUCGCUGUUCCCAAUGGAGUCCUGUGUUGUUUGAUAACCGACAGCAGGGCGCCCUUUGUCGGGUUCAUAUGUCCAAACGAGGACCUUCACAACUCAGCAGGGGUGAGAUUGGCGUUCAGGAGCUGCGUUGGACGUUUUACUAUUGGUAUUCAAGUGACGUGACUCGGAUGACUGUGGUAUAAUUGGUGAUCAUGAGGAAAGAGGGUGGCAAGAUGGGUUGGGGGCUUCUAAAUUGCCACCUGAGCCAGGGCUCGAGCUUAACAGUUUCUAACCCCUG
This is a messenger RNA of Astrephomene gubernaculifera, 8784 nucleotides long. The record is from the annotation of a GenBank genome assembly. Lineage: Eukaryota; Viridiplantae; Chlorophyta; Chlorophyceae; Chlamydomonadales; Astrephomenaceae.